Pipistrellus nathusii (Nathusius's pipistrelle) is the source of this 4263-nucleotide messenger RNA. The record is from the annotation of a GenBank genome assembly. Lineage: Eukaryota; Metazoa; Chordata; Mammalia; Chiroptera; Vespertilionidae.
AUGGUGGCGGCGGCGGCGGCGACUGAGGCGAGGCUGAGGAGGCGGACGGCGGCGGCGGCGACGACGACAGCGACCACGGGCAGGGACGGCGGCGGGCCGCUCCGCGACAGGGUCGCCUCCCGAGCCGGGGGACCGGGGCUGGGGGCCGGGCUGCGCCUCCCGCGCCUGCUACUGCUGUUGCUGCUCCCGCCCCUGCUGCUGCUGCCCGGGGCUGCCGAGGCCGCGGCGGCGGCGGCCGUGGUGUCGGGCUCGGUCGCCACCGAGGCCAAGGAGUGCGACCGGCCGUGUGUCAACGGCGGCCGCUGCAACCCUGGCACUGGCCAGUGCAUCUGCCCUGCCGGCUGGGUGGGCGAGCAGUGCCAGCACUGCGGGGGCCGCUUCAGAUUAACUGGAUCUUCUGGGUUUGUAACAGAUGGACCUGGAAAUUAUAAAUAUAAAACGAAGUGCACAUGGCUCAUUGAAGGACAGCCAAAUAGAAUAAUGAGACUCCGUUUCAAUCAUUUUGCUACAGAGUGUAGUUGGGACCAUUUAUAUGUUUAUGAUGGGGACUCAAUUUAUGCACCACUAAUUGCUGCCUUUAGUGGCCUGAUUGUUCCUGAAAGAGACGGCAACGAGACUGUCCCUGAGGUUAUUGCCACAUCAGGUUAUGCCCUGCUGCAUUUUUUUAGUGAUGCUGCUUAUAAUUUGACUGGAUUUAAUAUCACUUACAAUUUUGACAUGUGUCCAAAUAAUUGCUCAGGCCGAGGAGAAUGUAAGAUCAACAACAGCAACAACACUGCUCAGUGUGAAUGUUCUGAAAACUGGAAAGGUGAAGCAUGUGACAUUCCUCACUGUGUAAAUAACUGUGGUUUUCCUCAUCGAGGCAUCUGCAAUUCCAGUGAUGUCAGAGGAUGUUUCUGCUUCUCAGAGUGGCAGGGUCCUGGAUGUUCAAUACCUGUACCAGCUAACCAGUCAUUUUGGACUCAAGAGGAAUAUUCUAACCCAAGGCUCCCCAGAGCCUCUCACAAAGCUGUGGUCAAUGGAAAUAUAAUGUGGAUUAUUGGAGGAUAUAUGUUUAACCACUCAGAUUACAGCAUGGUUCUAGCGUAUGACCUUGCUUCUAGGGAGUGGCUUGCACUGAAUCGUUCUGUGAACAAUGUGGUUAUUAGAUAUGGCCAUUCUUUAGCAUUAUACAAGGAUAAAAUUUACAUGUACGGAGGAAAAAUUGAUUCAACAGGGAAUGUGACCAAUGAGUUGAGAGUGUUUCAUAUUCAUAAUGAAUCAUGGGUAUUGUUGUCUCCGAAAGCAAAGGAGCAGUAUGCGGUUGUUGGGCAUUCGGCACACAUUAUCACGCUGAAAACGGGCCGAGUGGUCAUGCUGGUCAUCUUUGGUCACUGCCCUCUCUAUGGGUACAUAAGCAAUGUACAGGAAUAUGACUUGGAUAAGAAUACGUGGAGUAUAUUACAUACCCAGGGUGCCCUUGUCCAAGGGGGUUAUGGCCAUAGCAGUGUCUAUGACCACAGGACUAGAGCAGUCUAUGUUCAUGGAGGCUACAAGGCUUUCAGCGCCAAUAAAUACCGGCUCGCAGAUGAUCUCUACAGAUACGACGUGGACACCCAGAUGUGGACCAUUCUUAAGGACAGCCAAUUUUUCCGUUACUUGCACACAGCUGUGAUAGUGAGUGGAACCAUGCUGGUGUUUGGAGGAAACACACACAAUGACACAUCCAUGAGCCAUGGCGCAAAAUGCUUUUCUUCAGAUUUCAUGGCUUAUGACAUUGCUUGUGACCGCUGGUCAGUGCUUCCCAGACCUGAUCUGCAUCAUGAUGUCAACAGAUUUGGCCACUCAGCAGUCCUACACAACAGCACCAUGUAUGUGUUUGGCGGCUUCAAUAGUCUCCUCCUCAGUGACAUCCUGGUAUUUACCUCGGAACGGUGUGAAGCACACCAGAGUGAAGCUGCUUGUCUAGCAGCAGGACCUGGCAUCCGGUGUGUGUGGGACACAGGGUCAUCUCAGUGUAUUUCCUGGGAGUUAGCAACAGAAGCACAAGAAGAAAAGUUAAAAUCAGAAUGUUUUUCCAAAAGAACUUUUGCCCAUGACAGAUGUGACCAACACACGGAUUGUUAUAGCUGCACAGCCAACACCAAUGACUGCCACUGGUGCAACGAAUAUUGUGUCCCUAAGAACCACAGCUGCGCGGAAGGCCAGAUCUCCAUUUCCAAGUAUGAGAACUGCCCCAAGGAUAAUCCCAUGUACUACUGUAACAAGAAGACCAGCUGUAGGAGCUGUGCCCUGGACCAGAACUGCCAGUGGGAGCCCCGCAAUCAGGAGUGCAUCGCCCUGCCCGAAAAUAUCUGUGGCAGUGGCUGGCAUUUGGUUGUAAACAUGUGUUUGAAAAUUACUACGGCCAAGGAGACUUAUGACACAGCUAAAUUGUCCUGUAGGAACCACAAUGCCCUGUUGGCUUCUCUUACAACCCAGAAGAAGAUAGACUUUGUCAUUAAGCAGCUGCGAAUAAUGCAAUCAUCGCAGAGCAUGACGAAGCUGACCUUGACCCCAUGGGUUGGCCUUCGGAAGAUCAAUGUGUCCUACUGGUGCUGGGAAGAUAUGUCCCCAUUCACAAAUAGUUCGAUACAGUGGAUGCCAUUUGAGCCCAGUGAUGCUGGAUUCUGUGGAAUCUUAUCAGAACCCAGUACUCGGGGCUUGAAGGCUGCAACCUGCAUCAACCCACUCAAUGGUAGUGUCUGUGAAAAGCAUGCGAACCAUAGCACCAAGCAGUGCCGGGUGCCCUGUGCUUUGAGGACGGCGUGUGGAGAGUGCACCAGUGGCAGCUCCGAGUGCAUGUGGUGCAGCAACAUGAAGCAGUGUGUGGACUCCAAUGCCUAUGUGGCCUCCUUCCCUUAUGGCCAGUGUAUGGAGUGGUAUACCAUGAGCAGCUGUCCCCCUGAAAAUUGUUCAGGCUACUGUACCUGUAGUCAUUGCUUGGAGCAACCAGGCUGCGGCUGGUGUACUGAUCCCAGCAAUACUGGCAAAGGGAAAUGCAUUGAGGGCUCCUUUAAAGGACCAAUGAAGAUGGCUUCUCAGGCCCCUAUAGGAAAUUUCUACCCACAGCCCCUUCUCAAUUCCAGUAUGUGUUUGGAGGACAGCAGAUACAACUGGUCUUUUAUUCAUUGUCCAGCUUGCCAGUGCAAUGGCCACAGCAAAUGCAUUAAUCAGAGUAUCUGUGAGAAGUGUGAGAACCUGACCACGGGCAAGCAUUGCGAGACCUGCAUAUCUGGCUUCUAUGGUGAUCCCACCAAUGGGGGGAAAUGUCAGUUAUGUAAGUGCAAUGGUCAUGCAUCACUGUGCAAUACCAACUCGGGCAAGUGCUUCUGCACCACCAAGGGUGUCAAGGGGGAUGAGUGCCAGCUAUGUGAAGUAGAAAAUCGAUACCAGGGAAACCCUCUCAAAGGAACAUGUUAUUAUACUCUUCUUAUUGACUAUCAGUUCACCUUUAGCCUGUCCCAAGAGGAUGACCGCUAUUACACAGCCAUCAAUUUUGUGGCUACACCUGAUGAACAAAACAGGGAUUUGGACAUGUUCAUCAAUGCUUCCAAAAACUUCAAUCUCAACAUCACCUGGGCUGCCAGUUUCUCAGCUGGAACCCAGUCUGGAGAAGAGAUGCCUGUUGUUUCGAAAACCAACAUUAAGGAGUACAAAGAUAGCUUUUCUAAUGAGAAGUUUGAUUUUCGCAACCACCAAAAUAUCACUUUCUUUGUUUAUGUCAGUAAUUUCACCUGGCCAAUCAAAAUUCAGAUUGCCUUCUCCCAGCACAGCAAUUUUAUGGACCUGGUACAGUUCUUCGUGACCUUUUUCAGUUGUUUCCUCUCUUUGCUCCUGGUGGCUGCUGUGGUUUGGAAGAUCAAACAAAGUUGUUGGGCUUCCAGGCGCAGAGAGCAACUUCUGCGAGAGAUGCAGCAGAUGGCCAGUCGUCCCUUUGCCUCUGUAAAUGUUGCCCUGGAAACAGAUGAAGAGCCUCCUGAUCUUAUUGGGGGGACUAUAAAGGCUGUCCCCAAACCCAUUGCCCUGGAGCCAUGUUUUUACUACAAAGCUGCUGUCCUCUCUGCGUUUGUGAGGCUCCCUCGAGGCCUUGGUGGAAUCCCUCCUCCUGGACAGUCCGGUCUCGCAGUAGCCAGUGCCCUGGUGGACAUUUCUCAGCACUUGCCAGUGCUGUACAAAGAGAAGCUGGGAGCACUGAGAAACCGGAAGCAGCAGCCCCCUGCGCAGCCUGGGACCUGCAUUUGA